CUCUCUUUUCUCUCCACCUCUCUCUCCCACUCCCUUCGCCAUUCCAUCAGGUCCUCACAAACACAGAAGUUCAGAGGGAAGACAGCUCCCUUACCAGAGAAGGAAAGAUACAAAGAAACGGAGGAAGAGAGAAAGAGUGAGGGGAAUAAAAAAAGAAGUGUUAUUAACAGUGGAGGACAAGUUUUGGAGGAGAGGAGAGCAAAGGGAGAGAGGGGUGGUUUGGGUGGGGGGUGGGUAGCGUACAAGGCUGCUCCGUCUGUCUCCUCCAUCCCUCCCGUCUCCGUCGCCGUGGGUUCACAGCUCUCCCUCCCCCCCUCCCUCGCUCCCUACCUCCCCCGCUCGCUGCUGGCGGGAGCCUCCGAGCUGCUGCGGCGGAGGUCGUCUCGGAUGGAGUCGCCGAGAGACGUAGGAGGAGAGACGAUGGAGCGCGGGGAGCGGGCCGAACCACUGACCGAUGCCGAGCGGGAGAUCAUCCAGAACACCUGGGUACACGUCUACGAGAACUGCGAGGACGUGGGCGUGUCGGUCCUCAUAAGGUUCUUUGUGAACUUCCCGUCGGCCAAGCAGUACUUCAGCCAGUUUCAGGACAUGGAUGACCCAGAGGAGAUGGAGCGCAGUGUCCAGCUGAGGCACCACGCCCGCCAGGUGAUGGGCGCCAUCAACAAGGUGGUGGAGAACCUCCACGACCCAGAGAAAGUGUCCUCUGUUCUGGCUCUGGUGGGCAAGGCGCAUGCUGUUAAACACAAGGUGGAGCCUAUGUACUUUAAGAUCCUGUGUGGUGUAAUGCUGGAGGUGUUCUCGGAGGACUUCCCAGAGUUCUUCACGGCAGAAGUGCAAAUGGUGUGGACCAAACUGAUGGGGGCGGUGUACUGGCAUGUGACGGGCGCCUACACAGAAGUUGGCUGGGUGCAGCUCUCCAGCUCGGCAGUGUGAGGGGCGAUAGCAGGGGAGAUUUUUAGGGCUGAGACUGUUCAUAGAAUAUCUUGUUGUGUUCAACUUUUGGGGGAGUCUUUUCCCUCUCCCUGCUGACUCAUUGUGUGUACUUUACUGUAUAGCCCCUGAGAUGUUGUCUGUAUAGCCCCCGAGGUGUUGUCUGUAUAGCCCCUGAGGUGUUGUCUGUAUAGCCCCAGAGGUGUUGUCUGUAUAUCUCCUUAGGUGUUUUCUAUAUAGCCCCUGUGGUGUUGUCUGUAUAGCCCCUGAGGUGUUGUCUGUAUAGCCCCUGAGGUGUUGUCUGUAUGGCCCCUGAGGUGUUGUCUGUAUGGCCCCUGAGGUGUUGUCUGUAUAGCCCCUGAGGUGUUGUCUGUAUAGCCCCGGAGGAAUUGUCUGUAUAGCCCCGGAGGUGUUGUCUGUAUAGCCCCUGGGGUGUUGUCUGUAUAGCGUACAGUAAGUGAGCGUGUGUAUUCUCUAUGCCCUCAUCCAACCCUCAUUGUAGUAUUGUAAAUCUCCAAUGCUUUCAAGGGAACUAAGGGCUCCAUUUUAGGGAGUUUUGUUGCUCACUGAAUGUAUGCCACUUUGGAUUCCCAAACUCACCCUGUCUCUUUCCAUGCCCAUCUCAUGCACUAUACAAACACACCCAUCUGCUAACACCCUGUCCAUACGGCAAAUGGCUAUUUAAAUGUAGAAACAAUUUCAAAGUGAUGGGAUAGAGCCACAGGCUGACAGACCACUGUUAAGGUGCCAUCUCCUCUUUAUAAGCAUGCAUGCACGAGCACACACACACACACACACACACACACACACACACACACACACACACACACACACACACACACACACACACACACACACCACUCUGCCGACUUUGACCGCCCACAUUUACAGAGCAUUUACUUGGUUUACAUUUCCUCAUUAAACUCUCCAUUAAGGGUUUAAGAAACUGACUCCAGAGGUCUCUGGAAAUACAACGGACCCUUUGAAGUAGCUUCAGUGUAUCUUUCACCUCUGAACCACUAGGGUAAGAAAAAAUAUUCAUAUCGACCAUAUCUGAUAUACUAAGCACUCUACAACCCUACGAAGAGGUCUAUACACUUUGGUACAGUUUAAACCAUGUUGGGUUGGCAUGUACAAUACGGUGCCACAAGUUGCUGCUCCCAACUUUUCCCCUGAAUACACUACAAAUGGAUUUUGAGUGUCAGUUUAGAUCCAAUCUCCUCUAUGUCUCUGAUAGUAACUCCUCUGGUCCCUCUCAGAUUUGUCAUUUACCAUUAAUGAAGAAGUAAUGGGGCUCCGAUCUUCCUCUUGUGGUCAUUCAUCAAAUAUCUCCCCUACUCUCUCAUCCUUUCUUUCCUCUGGCCAAAUUCUGAGAGAGAACGGCCCUCUAUCUGCUUUGCUACCAUGGCUACUUGGCUAAUAAUAUAAUUCUACUCAUAUUCUACUGCCUUCUCCUUUGUUGUUCCUUUGGAGGCCAGCAGUAAAGUUACACGAUCAAAGAUAUACAGUUGGCUUAUAUGGCUGAUAAAUAACCGCCACAGGAAGUUGAGCUAAUACAAUAUGACAAACUCAUUCAGCAAGAGACCAGUGGCUGUGGAUGAGAGGAAAUGAGGUGGAUUACUGUAGAAGUUGUUGUCUAUAAUAAAUGAUCUCUCCCAUUACACCUACAGUACAAUACACUCACCAGUCUCACACUGCUAGCAAAACAUUUGACCUUAGAUCUGGAGUACAAACCCGUUAGAGGUCAGCGUCCUCUGUUCCUCUGAGUAGCUCGGGGAGUAUUUGUGUUAGGCGUGAGCCGCCCCGACAGGUUGUUUUAUUAAACACGUCACCCAUAAUUCACAAAAUGGAUACAUUUAUUUUAAAAAUUCUCCCUUCAGCUGUAAGCUCGUACCCUCCAUCUGCAGAGUUUUCCUCCCUGACACUCUCUCGUGAACACACACACACACACACACACACACACACACACACACACACACACACACACACACACACACACACACACACACACACACACACACACACACACACACACACACACACACACACACAGAGAGAGACAUCAUAUACUACAUCUGGGACUUCUUGUUGUGAAUAGUUUUUUUGUCAGUGAGUUUUAAAGCUUGGACUUUAUAUUUUUCUAAAUAUAUAAAACACAAUAAUUAUCUGUUUAUGUAUUUGGAAUGGAAUACUUUAUAUAACUAUGAUUAUAUACAUUUGUUGCCUGGGGCAGUGGGAGUGGUUUUGUGCUGUUUUAGCAUGUUUGCACAGCCUCCUACAGACGUGUACCUUUGCAGACCUGGUGAAAUUAACUAUCAACAACUAUCAAUAAAGUGAUAAUUACCUACA
This is a messenger RNA of Oncorhynchus kisutch (coho salmon), 3279 nucleotides long. RefSeq names its product cytoglobin-2. The record is from RefSeq and is a predicted model, not a curated record. Gene Ontology annotation, molecular function: oxidoreductase activity; heme binding; oxygen binding. The transcript is spliced from 3 exons. Lineage: Eukaryota; Metazoa; Chordata; Actinopteri; Salmoniformes; Salmonidae. The coding region runs from base 388 to 933 and encodes 181 amino acids. Gene Ontology annotation, biological process: oxygen transport.